Molecule: messenger RNA, 4866 nt
Organism: Nestor notabilis (Kea)
Lineage: Eukaryota; Metazoa; Chordata; Aves; Psittaciformes; Psittacidae
Gene: SORBS1
Product: sorbin and SH3 domain containing 1
Molecular function (GO): protein binding
Source: RefSeq, a predicted model, not a curated record
ACUGUUGUUAAUGGGCUGAGCAGCAAUGGACGAGAAAAAGCUGUUGAUGUCCCUUUAUGUACACGCUCUAUUUCUGCCGUUAAAAUAAUCCCUGUGAAGAAAGUGAAAAGUUCUCCUCACCUAGUGCUGCCUACAGAAACAAAUCCCACUAGAGUCUGCAGUGGAAAAGGAGCUGUGACCCUCCGGGCAUCUCCAGCCCACCAAGAGAAUCAGAAUAUCACUUCGCCAUGUCCUCAGAGUGUCGAGCAACCUGAAAGUAAACCGGAUAAUUGGAGGUUGUCAUCUAACACUGAUGCCAAUGGGGAUGCCCAACCAUCUUCUCUGGCUGCCAAGGGUUAUAGGAGUGUGCGUCCGAACCUUUCCUCAGACAGCAAGCCACAGGCCCUUGCCCCUCCCCGUCCUCCUCUUCCCAAAGAGGAAAGCUUUGCAUGGCGUCCUCGCACUGACAGUAAAGUGACCAACCUGUUGCCAGUGCCCAUCAUGGACUGCGUGUACCUGAAUGCACCCAAGCCUUAUAUGCAGCAGUGUGCAUCACCAAAUGCCAGUGCACGGUGUUAUUUCUCAUCACCUACCCCCUAUGGGACUGUCCCCAGUGGGAAGCAAGGCUUGCCAGCAGGGUAUUCUCCCUCUCCAGGCCCCAAAGAUAAGGUGCAUGCUGAGCAGCCACUCUUGGAAAGUUGCUCCUCUUCAGAUGCAUCAUCUUUACAGCGCAACCCCAACAGGGCAGAUCUCAGUAGUAAGGCUGGAGUGAAUUCCAGUCAUGAGACGAAGGCGGAUAAAAAGGUCAGCAAACUAUAUGUAGCUUGUUUAUCUAACAGCACUUGCUCAGCCACAUCUGAAAAUUCCACUGGCACCACACAUGACCCAGCAGCCAGCACCAGUUUAGGUGCUGAGCUCACUCCAGCACCAGCCACCGACAUUGUUUCCUCUGUAACAGACACUGGAAAGUCUCUUCCUGCUGUUCCUCCUCCUCCUGUUCCUCCCAGGCCGUACUUUUACAUUGUCCUCAGUAAAGACGCAGUUAGUUAUGGUGCGGGCCAACCCUCCUGGACUCAGUCAUCACCUCUGCAAGCUGUGAGGGACAAAGUGCUAGAACCCCAGAGCACAGCUGCCACAGAGGACAGGAUGAGAAAAGAGCCUUACCUUACUCAGCAGCGACAGCCACCAUACAAGGCAAUGGGACGCAGCAUGGAUGCCACUGCCACCACCACAGCUCAGCCCGGGGUUAUAGUAGUCCCCCUCCUUCAGGUUAAUCCAGAAAGACAGCAAGAAGGCAGCUCCAGCACUCCACCACCGCCUCUGGUUCCUUUUGGGCAAGGCUCCACAUUCCCUGAGAUUGUUCCUCCUGGCUCACCCUUGACUUUUCCGACUCUAGACGAUUUCAUUCCCCCACAUCUCCAGAGGGGUUCCCACCAUAACCAAGCACCCUCCACAUCUGGCACAUUACCCUCUGUUUACCCAAAACUGGCAUUCUUCUCGUCACCACCUUCACUUGUCCCUCCAGUCACAGGGACUUUGCACAGGGGCUUGAAGCCUGAAAUCACUGGAGUCAUCUCACAUACAGACCCAAGUCCUGUGCUAAAUGAAGUGCCCCAGUCUGGCACUGGCACUGACUAUCCAGCCUCCUUCACUUCAAUCAACAAGUCUUCCUCUGCCUAUCCAUCUACCACAAUCGUCAAUCCCACUAUUGUCCUCUUGCAGCACAAUCGAGAUUCAGUGCCAGACAGACUAGUUUCUGAUAAAGUUGGUUCAGCACUUAUACGGGACAAGCCACUUCAGGAGACCGUGCCAAAUGAGAAGAAAGCAAUGGAGGAAAAGAGAAGCACUGUCAAGAGCCCUCAGCACAUGGCUGAUACCUCUGUUGAUGAUAUUGGCAUUCCACUGAGGAAUACAGACAGAUCAAAGGACUGGUACAAGACAAUGUUCAAACAGAUCCACAAGCUAAACAGAGACACUUCUGAAGAAAACCCUUAUUGCCCUACCUACAUAUUUCCUGAACUUCCUGAAAUCCAGCAAAAAACUGAAGAAGACAAUCCUUAUUCUCCUACAUACCAGUUUCCUGCGUCUACUCCUAGUCCUAUCUCUGAAGAUGAAGAUUCUGAUUCAUACUCUCCUCGUUAUUCCUAUUCUGAGGACAGCAGAACUCAGCUUUCAGUUCCCCGCUCCAAGAGUGAGAUGGACAAUAUUGAUUCAGAGAAGGUUGUUAAGAGGUCUGCUACUUUGCCACUGCCAAACCGUACUUCGUCGUUGAAAUCAAGCCCAGAAAGGACUGACUGGGAGCCUCCAGACAAGAAGGUGGACACCAGAAAAUACCGUGCAGAGCCCAGAAGCAUUUAUGACUACCAGCCAGGAAAGUCUUCGGUUCUGAACAAUGAAAAGAUGACUCGGGAUAUAAGCCCAGAAGAGAUAGAUUUAAAGAAUGAACCUUGGUAUAAAUUCUUUUCGGAAUUGGAGUUUGGGAAACCGCCUCCAAAAAAGAUUUGGGAUUAUACUCCUGGAGAUUGCUCUAUCCUUACUAGAGAGGAUAGAAAGACUGAUCUAGAAAAAGACCUCUACCUCUACCAGACUGAGUUAGAGGCAGAUUUAGAAAAAAUGGAGAAGCUUUAUAAAGCGCCACAUAAAAAGCCACAGAAGAAUACAGCAGGUGUCACUCCUCUGGAAACUUCCACAGACCAUUCUUCCUACUCUGCAUAUUCACCCAACUACCAUGCAGUGAAGAGGGAAUCAGAACCAGACCCUGCUGGCUUGGAGAAUGAAAGGCAGAUUUACAAGAGUGUGCUUGAAGGUGGAGAUAUCCCAUUCCAGGGCCUGAGUGGCCUCAAGCGACCUUCUAGCUCUGCUUCCACAAAAGAUUCAGAAUCACCAAGGCAUUUUGCACCAGUUGAUUACAUGGAAACUCCAGAAGAAAUUAUCCGCAGACGGCAUGACGAUAAAGAGAAACUUUUAGAGGACCAGAGACGGCUUAAACGUGAGCAAGAAGAAGCUGAUAUUGCAGCUAGAAGGCACACAGGGGUUAUUCCAACGCACCAUCAGUUUAUCACUAAUGAGCGAUUUGGGGACCUCCUAAAUGUAGACGAUACAGCAAAGAGGAAAUCUGGGUCAGAGAUGAGACCUGCUAGAGCCAAGUUUGACUUUAAAGCACAGACGCUAAAGGAACUUCCUCUGCAAAAAGGAGAUAUUGUUUACAUUUACAAGCAGAUUGACCAGAACUGGUAUGAAGGCGAACACCAUGGCAGAGUUGGCAUCUUCCCACAAUCAUACAUAGAGCUCCUCCCACCAGCUGAGAAAGCUCAGCCCAAAAAGCCAUCACCAUUGCAAGUUUUGGAAUAUGGAGAUGCUAUUGCCAAGUUCAACUUCAAUGGAGAUACCCAAGUGGAAAUGUCCUUCAGAAAGGGUGAAAGGAUCAUAUUGAUUCGACGAGUGGAUGAGAAUUGGUAUGAAGGAAGAAUCUCUGGCACCAGUCGUCAAGGCAUCUUCCCUGUCACUUAUGUGGAAGUGCUCAAGCGGCCAGUGGUCAAGAAUGCCAUUGACUAUCCUGACCCACCAAUGUCCCUCUCCCCUAACCGCAGCAUGACAGCUUCACCACAGUCUCCCAGCUCUGAGCAGCUCCAUACACCAACUCCUCCGCCUUUGCCUUUCGCACGCCGCACCUUAUCUCCAGAGGUGCAGGCGGUCACAUCUGAGUGGAUUGCUCUGACCAUGGGAGUAUCUCCUAGCCCCACUCCUGCCAUAACUCCUCCAUUACCUCCUCCACCUGAAGCGUCUCUCUCUCACACUGGCUAUCUCUCGCCUUCUGCUGCAGCCAGCCCUUCCCCCACGGUCAGCCUCCACCAUUCUCACCUCUCUGGCUCCUCGACUCCCAGGUCCAUUAAAUCCCCAUUGCCCUCUUACUCAUCCAGACCUCAGUCCUCCACCCACAGUUUCUAUGAGGCCACUCCACAAAGUGAAGAAAAAUUUGUUGGUUCCCCUUCUCCCAGCGUGAGCUACUCUAACUCUCCUCACUGGGCAGCGGAGAGCCCUGAAAGCAUCCUCACAGAGCAGCGUGACACCACAGGCAGCCAAGCCUGGCUCCAAAAGACUGGAGAGGGCAGCAGCAACCCUGAGCAGGGUGCUCACACUGUUCCCAAGAUCUCUGUUGAGCGCUGCCUGAAACCAUCCCAACUAGACAUGCGUGUGAGCCCAGAAAAGAGACCUGUGGGUUCGUCUGAGGACAACCAGUUGUGUCAGGAGCUAAUGGCUAUUGUGCAGGGAGGUAAAACAGAGAAAAGAGGCAUGAGGAAAGGUGAUCUGGGAAAGUUUCAAAGCGGGGAAAAGAAGACUGCAGACUCAAAAGCAUUCUCUUCAUCUGCUCCUCUCCCUUCCUCUGCCCUCUCUUCCUCUACUGUCACAACACAGCCACCUCCCAGACUUACAUGCAGAGUCAAUAAGCCACAGCCUUCCCACCAUUCAUUGAGAGCUGGACCAGAUCUCACAGAGUCUGAAAAGAGCUAUGUGGAAGCUGUUUGCAAUGAGAUCAUAAACAUUGCAGAAAAGUCUGUUCAUUACUGCAGUACUAUUGCUGAGCCUCUUGACUCUCGCCACAAGGUGACCUCUAAUGACCAUAAACCAUCUCUCAUCAUUUCUCAGCAACCUCAAGCACAGCAGCAAGGAACCAGCCCUGACAGAAGUCAAACACCACGAGACAUAGUUAGCUACCAAGCCCUCUACAGCUACACUCCUCAGAACGAUGAUGAGCUGGAACUGAGGGAUGGUGACAUUGUUGAUGUCAUGGAGAAAUGUGAUGACGGCUGGUUUGUGGGUACAUCCAGAAGAACAAGGCAAUUUGGCACCUUCCCAGGCAACUAUGUGAAGCUUCUGUACCUGUAA